Pectinophora gossypiella (pink bollworm) is the source of this 2557-nucleotide messenger RNA. RefSeq names its product carbonyl reductase [NADPH] 1-like. The record is from RefSeq and is a predicted model, not a curated record. Bases 87 to 920 code for a protein of 277 amino acids. Gene Ontology annotation, molecular function: carbonyl reductase (NADPH) activity. NCBI's taxonomy places the organism in Eukaryota, Metazoa, Arthropoda, Insecta, Lepidoptera, Gelechiidae. The transcript has 2 exons.
UUUUGAUGAGAUAAGUUUUAUUUUAUCUAACACUUUAUCACUUAUCAGUUUCUUGCAAAGUAGUGUUCGCAAGUGUUUUACGCAUAAUGGAUAAAAAAAUUGCUGUUGUUACUGGCGCAAAUAAGGGGAUCGGCUUUGCCAUCGUGCGAGGUCUUUGCAAGCGGUUUGACGGCAUCGUAUACCUCACUUCGCGUGAUGAAAGUCGUGGUCAAAAAGCUGUGGUGGAACUUCACAAGGAGAAUCUAAAGCCGGCGUAUCACCAGCUUGACAUCACCGAAAUCUCCAGUAUCGAGAAGUUCCGUGAUCACAUCGUGAAGGAACACGGCGGCAUCGACAUUUUGGUAAAUAACGCAGCAAUCGCUUUCAAAAACAAGGCAAAAGAACCGGCAUCAGUGCAAGCGGAACAAACGUUGUUCGUCAACUAUUUCUCUACUCUAACCUGUUGCGAGAUACUGUUCCCUAUACUUCGAAGAGGUGCAAGAGUGGUGAAUGUAUCGAGUUCCGCUGGCCACCUUAGUAACAUACCUAGUGAUGCUUUGAAAAUGAAGUUAAAGGAUCCAAACUUGACUAUACCACAACUGUCACAGUUGAUGCAGCAAUACAUAGAAGCAGCCAAGCAAGGAACACAGAUCGAGAUGUGGGGGAAUUCAUCAUAUGCCGUCUCUAAAGUUGGCUUGACUGCUCUGACAAGGAUUCAGCAGAGGAUGCUCCAGGAUAAAGGUAUAAAGGUGAAUGCAGUGCACCCAGGGUGGGUGGACACAGAUAUGUCCUCACAUAAAGGUCCACUUUCCAUCGACGAGGGUGCCAAAGCUCCUCUGUUCUUAGCUCUAGAUGCUGAUGACUCGUACCAGGGGGAGUUUGUGUGGUACAACACUAAGAUUGUCAACUGGUGUGGGGAGAAAGCCGAUGAGAGCUAUUAAUGCUCUAUGGAAUAAUUUAUAACCUCCGUUUUUGAAGUCAGUCAAAAAGGAACAGGAUUUGAUAGUAAUCAAAUCUUAUGUAAGUGUAAGUUUCUACAAAGAGAAAACAAAGAAAUUCUGACUCGGAUGGGACUUGAACUCACGGGUCUUAACAAGCCUGCCCAUGUGCAAUUCUUGUAUGUUUCGUCAUUAAGUGUGAUAAUUUUGUUCGCGACUGUACUUGUCUUGAUAAAUGUAUGACAUAGGUUAUGAUGAUUUUUUAACAUAUUUCUACAAAGAGAAUCAGAUCAAAAUUAUGAUGGUAGGGAGUACUAUUCCAUACGAGUUUAUUGAUAUUAGUUACAUACUGAAGUAUGCAAGCGUUCCCCAGAUAAUAGGUAUUUUCAAAACGUCAAGCCAGCGGGAUCAAAGAACUGCCUUUAUAACUUUGGAACCGUUGAAGUACUAAUUUCGGUAUUUUGCAGGGGGUGAGUACUAUUUCGGUACUAAUUUUUGGCGUUUAAAUCAAAGCGAAAGACCUUGUCGUUAACUCUCGCCAAAUUUCGCUCACCGUCAAGCUAGCAAGUGCAAUAAAACAUGGCUAUAAAUCCAAAACCGUGAUGGUACUAAUUUUUUUACAACAGGUACUAUUUUUUUCAAUAAGAGUACUAAUUUUUGGUAUGGUAAAAUUAUUUUUUCGUGCCCAUUUUUUUUUUGAGGCCACUAGCUUGACGCACACGUCAUUAAGCCGACUCGGCGCCGUCUAUCUCGGAUGAGUGCUAUAAAAACAAUAAUUUCUAGUUCAUACAUAAUAAUAAGUCUCUAGUUUCAACACUGUUGAAUUUUAGUUUUAAAGCUCUUCAAAUAUCAUUCCAAUUUCACAAAACUACAUUUUUUACCGACUUCAAAAAAGGAGGUUCUCAAUUCGACCAUAUAUUUUUUUUUGUGGAGGUACUUAUAAUACAACCAAUUAUUGUUAUGUUUGAAAUAAAUGUAUUAUUUUUAAAUAUUAACAUUCAUUUUUAAUACUUAUCAUCAGCACCACAUUUAAGCAUAGGCCUAGAGAGGUUCUCCCACCACAAAUGGGCAUAAUUGGUUAGAAAAUUGGGUAGAUGGAAAAGUGGGUACUUCAUAUAACAUAAGCUCACGACUGUAUCUCGAUUGGAGUAGUCAUUGGGGUAUUGGGGAACUUCAUUUUAUAUCAGGUGUGCUGAAAUUAGUUUAUGAAGAUACACUGGUAGGAAUACACAUCAUUACUAAUGGGAUAUAAUUAUAUAGAGCCAAUUAGCAGCCAGGCUUGGGUCUUCAGCAAUAGUUUACACAUGUAACCAUUGAAAAACAUUUUACGAUUAAAAUAUUUUUAUUAUAACCUUGUUAAGGCACUUAUGCUAGUUCUCCAAUUAUCCUUAUUCUAUCCUAACACUAUUACUGGACGAAUUAGCUGCCACAAUUUUAAAAUAUAUUUCAAUUGUGGACUUAAUAUUAUUUAUUUUUUUUUACAUAAAAAUAGUAGUAACAAAAUUACUUCACAUUCAUAAAACUUUAUCAUAAGUUUUGUAUUGCAAUAGCAUACAUUUAGGAUAAUCUUUUAGCCAUGUAUGUAAUGUGUAUAAUUUACAAUGUUUAAACAAUUAUUAAACUAAAUAAUACUAAUGGAA